Molecule: messenger RNA, 1101 nt
Organism: Phytophthora sojae
Lineage: Eukaryota; Oomycota; Peronosporomycetes; Peronosporales; Peronosporaceae
Exons: 4
Coding region: 1-1101 (366 amino acids)
Source: RefSeq, a predicted model, not a curated record
AUGGACUGUCAGGGCGGUGCCUCGACCGACUCUGCCGCCAGCCAAGUGCCAAAGGCCAAGCGCCCUCGCCGCAGAGCGUCGACCAAGAAACAUCAGCGUGAGGAAGAGAGGCAAAGGCGGAAGGCGGAGCCCAACGAGCGGAGAAUGAUUCUGCGCAAGGCCGGAGUGUGUGGGGAUGCCAACCGCGCACGAAACGAACGCUCGCGGGAGAUUACUUAUCUACGGGAUCCAAUGGAGAGCCGACAGUCUCAAGAAAGGAAGGGGAAGAAUGGACCGAGUUCUAUUGCACGGGUGGAUGUCAAACAGUCCUCGCAAAUCAUAAGUAUACGGCAGGGACUAGCAGAGCAGCAGAAACGCCGACGCGAGGAGGCAGAGCGAGCGAAUGUGCUUUUGCGACUCGCUUUGGAGCGUCAAACCAAGGUUGCGGACAGGUUUCGUAACUUGGAGAAGCGAGAUACACAACUGAGAAUUGAGUGUAUGUCGUUAAUGACAUUAACUCGCUCAAAGCAUCAAGUUGUAGAUGUAUUGCAGCUGCGUGGCGAUUUGGCGGACUUCAAUGGGCUCUUCCCGCGCCUCGAAGCCUCAUACCCAAGAAUUGACGACGUUUUCAUUGCGAACGGAUUGGCUGGAAUGACAGUUGCGCCGGUCGACGUGCACGUUCGAGAAGGUGUCGAUGGCAACUUCUUUGAGCUAUCGACGUACAAAACACUACCAUGUGAUGUGCGUUCAAACUCGGAGGCAGCCUGGAGACACUUCAAAGGAGAUGAGAAGCACCUUGGCAACGGCAGGUUGUACACAAAAACCGAGAAGCCGUUCACGCUCAUCGCCGACUUUAAGAAGAAGAUUGUUUCCAACAGCUCUCGGGCUGAUGUCCGCGUCAAACAAGCUAUCCGACGAUAUCGGUUUCCAGACUCGACCCCGGAUCGGGAACUCUCCGUACUGCAGCUCUGCUACAUGAUUUCCAUCGACCGCGACAUAGAGACACUGGAUGAUAUGCGCCGCAUGACGGACUUCAUGAUAGUCAGCGGUGGUCAAAACAUGCGAGACCAUCGCGAGUUCAUUGAGAACGCACUCAUCGACCAAGCAACAGCUAGAAACUAA